Lichtheimia ornata is the source of this 570-nucleotide messenger RNA. RefSeq lists its product as uncharacterized. The record is from RefSeq and is a predicted model, not a curated record. NCBI's taxonomy places the organism in Eukaryota, Fungi, Mucoromycota, Mucoromycetes, Mucorales, Lichtheimiaceae. The transcript is spliced from 5 exons. Bases 1 to 570 code for a protein of 189 amino acids.
AUGGCGAACGUACCUGAUUACUACAGUAUCCUUGAAGUCCCUCCAACAGCUACUCAAGAAGAAAUUCGAGAAGCUUACAAGAAGCAGGCAUUGCUCCACCAUCCUGAUCGACUCAAAGACGAUGCAAGUCCCGAAGAGCGCAAAGAGGCUACCAAAAAGUUCCAAGUGAUAGCAGACGCAUACUAUAUCCUAGGGGAUCGAGAUCGACGAGCCACCUAUGAUAGAUCCCAUCGACGCUAUUCGCCUACCCCUGGAGACUCUCAGUCAGAUGCAAACCGUGUCUUUGGUGACGUUUUUGAAGAGCUGUUACGCGUUGAAGUGGAACAUCCAUCCUAUGCAUGGCGUAUUUUGGGUACUGGUGCUGGUGCCAUCUUGGGUUUCAUUAUUGGCAACGUUGCUGGUGCAGCAGUGGGUGCUAUGGCUGGAAGGACAUUGGGAAAGAUUCGAGAUCACAAAGGUGUAUCCGUUUAUACCGCCUUUCAACGACUUUCGGUGCAUGAGCGAAGAGAUAUCUUAAGCACUCUGCUGACAAAAUUCUUGACACAAGGUGCCGCCGGCGUCAUGAAAUGA